Molecule: messenger RNA, 1677 nt
Organism: Pochonia chlamydosporia 170
Lineage: Eukaryota; Fungi; Ascomycota; Sordariomycetes; Hypocreales; Clavicipitaceae
Product: ankyrin repeat-containing protein
Exons: 1
Coding region: 1-1677 (558 amino acids)
Source: RefSeq, a predicted model, not a curated record
AUGCGUCUCAUUAAUGUGAAGACAUUGCAACUCGAAGAGUUCACGGCGUCACUGCCGCCACCUUACAUUGCACUCUCUCAUACUUGGGGCACCGAUGAAUUAACCUUGCACGAGUUUACGGGCGCCAUUCCGCCCAUUAAAACUUCGGGAUUGCAGAAGGUAUUGGACUUUUGUGAAGCUGUCAAGUCCAGGGCGACAUCGGCAAUCGAAUACGUCUGGGUUGAUACCUGCUGCAUCGACAAGAGGAGUAGUGCCGAACUCUCAGAGGCUAUCAACUCCAUGUUUCACUGGUAUCGUGAAUCAAAAUGCUGCUAUGCUCUUUUAAGUGAUGUGGAAUAUAAUACCGCAGCGGAUGAGGUUGGUGGUGACUUUGACAAGGCAAGGUGGUUCAAAAGAGGCUUUACGCUGCAAGAACUUCUGGCGCCGGACGAGGUUGACUUCUUCGACAAAAGUUGGAGAUAUAUCGGCAAUAGAACCGCUCUAGCAGAGCGAAUCUCAAAAGCGACCACCAUUCCAACAAACAUGCUCCUAAACGGUCAGUAUGAGCGGGCGAGUAUAGCACAGAGGAUCUCGUGGGCGGCGAAGAGACAGACAACUCGGCCAGAAGACGUAGCCUACUGCCUACUGGGCUUAUUCGAUGUCAACAUGCCGCUCCUUUAUGGGGAAGGGAACAAAGCAUUUAUAAGGCUCCAAGAAGAGAUAUUAAAGGGGUCCGAAGACCAGUCAAUUUUUGCCUGGGAUGCCUCGAAAUGGGUCUGUUCGACAGGAAGCGUUGGCGUCCUGGCACCUUCGCCUGCUUAUUUUGAAGACAGUGGCAAUAUAUCAGCACUUUCACUUCCUAUGGGUGGCGACCCUUUUAUUUCCAGCAAAGGCAUCAGCAUCACGCUGUCGCUUCAGGGAACAGACCCAAAAUGCUCCGACGUGGCUAUCCUCUCAUGUCUUUUUGACGGCGACUUGGGCUCCCGAGUAGGGAUUCCCGUAUGGCGAUUUACUUCCAACAAAGCGCUCUGUAUCCGGAAAAACGUAAAGUUGGAACGGGUCCAGGUCUUUGCGCCAAGCACGUUGGCCGCUGCCAAGGACCGGAUCACUUUCGACAGAGGGUAUAGAUUCGUUUAUCUAUUGUCCAGUGGCCCUCGUUGCUUGAUCCGUUAUGAACCGGAUGCAUCGUCCCACUGGGAAUGGAAAGGAUACAACUCGGAUGAUCUGGAUAUGGCAUGGACUCACGCUAGGGAUACUCAGUCGUUGACUCUGGAGGCACCUCGGAGUUCUAUAUGGAACUGCAACACAAUCUCCGUUACCCAUGUAUUCGAGUAUAACACAGAACCUUUGGGGAGGAUAAAGGUUAACAAUAAGAGGUGUUUUGGUCUCAGGCUGUGGUUGAAAGCAUGUUUUGUUAACAGUCGUGUGGAACUAAUCGAUCUUACAUCUUCUGCACGGCGGAAGAAAUAUACCAUCAGGCAAGAGGAUCUUCGGACGCCGACUGAAUGCGCAAGUAACAGAGCCCUGGUCAAUUCCAGGAAUAAUGUAAAUGAUGUUAUACAGAUGACAAGCAAGGGGAGCAGUGCGAGUCUCAAUUUAGGUAUCAUGAGACUUACUGCGAGCGUCCAGAAUACGUAUGCUUACGGAACUCCGAUGCUCUUGGUGAGAUUGCAGGAAAGCCGAAGAGUGAAAGAAUAG